This is a messenger RNA of Anastrepha ludens (Mexican fruit fly), 2123 nucleotides long. It is a transcript of the gene Cyp9c1, whose product is annotated as probable cytochrome P450 9h1. Lineage: Eukaryota; Metazoa; Arthropoda; Insecta; Diptera; Tephritidae. The coding region runs from base 168 to 1721 and encodes 517 amino acids. The record is from RefSeq and is a predicted model, not a curated record. The transcript has 4 exons. Gene Ontology annotation, molecular function: oxidoreductase activity, acting on paired donors, with incorporation or reduction of molecular oxygen; monooxygenase activity; iron ion binding.
CUUUCAGUAACGUGAGCGCAUGCAAAAGCGAUAGAACGCAAUUUGGUUACGGUUGCGAAAUAAUUUGCAAGAUUAUCUUAUCACAAUUUUUCUACCCUUUAUUCGUGUAUAAAAAGCUAGCAGUUGCUUUGUUUUGAACGAAAACCGCUCCUGUGAACAGUAAAACAAUGGCUUAUAUCGAAGUGUUGGUACUUUUCGCGUUGGUACUAUUUUUAUUGUACAAAUGGAGUGUUUCUAAGUAUCAUAUCCUUCAUGAUCGUGGAAUACCUCAUGAUAAGCCAAUUCCAUUGCUUGGGAAUCUAGGCCUAGAUGUGUUACUUGGGAAGUCGUCGUUUAUGAAAUUUAUCAUCAAUAGAUAUCAAACUUACAAAACAAGUAAAGUGUAUGGUGUCUAUUCUAUGCGUGACUGCAACAUUUACAUUCGCGACUUGAAUCUUAUCAGAACGGCCGGUAUCAAGGACUUUAACACUUUUCCCAAUCACAAUACCAUGUCACCAGAUGGAGACGAUACUUUCCUCUCCAAGAGUCUAGUCGCUUUGAAGGACCAAAAAUGGCGCGAAAUGCGCAAUAGCCUGUCUCCAUUAUUCACUGGCAGCAAAAUUCGUUUAAUGUUUCAGUUAGUUAACGAAUGUGUGAUUGAAACGGUUAACCAGGUCUCCAGUUCAAUUCAAGCUACUGACACUAAUGAAGCAGACAUUGAAAUGAAAGAUUUCUUCACAAGAUUCACAAACGACGCAAUUGCUUCUACGGCUUUCGGCAUACAGGUCAAUUCAUUCAAAAAUCAAAACAACGAGUUCUACCGCACCGGGAAAGCGGUUUCGGAAUUCACUGGUUUAACACUACUGAAAGCUUUGCUGAUAGGCCUCAUUCCUAAAGUAAUGAAGACUUUGCGUAUAAAACUAUUUAACGACAAUAUCUUCAAAUAUUUCAACCACUUAGUAAUCGAUGCAAUGGAAUAUCGAAAGCAACACAACGUUGUACGCCCCGAUAUGAUCCAUCUGCUGAUGGAAGCCAAACAACAUUACGAAGCGAACAAAGCGAGCAUGCAGGGAGAUCAUGCAGAGUUCACCAAUGAGGACCUUUUAGCGCAGUGCAUGCUCUUCUUCGCAGCCGGCUUUGAUACUGUGUCUGCCUGUUUGUGUUUCACAGCGCACGAAUUGCUGGAAAAUAGCGUCGUUCAAGACCGGCUUUACGAUGAGAUUUUAAGUACUCAAAAUGAGCUGAAAGGAUGCCCUUUAAAUUAUGACGUUCUUACGAAGAUGAAAUAUAUGGACAUGGUAUUAUCAGAAUCGUUACGUAAAUGGCCCCCAGCGGUCAUGACUGAUCGCCUAUGUGCGAUUGAUUAUGAACUGAAAGAUGAUGAAGGGAAUUUGGUUGUGGAGCUUAAGAAGGGUGACAACAUAUUUGUACCAAUCAUUGGCAUACACCGCGAUCCAAUAUACUACCCGGAUCCUGACAAAUUCGACCCAGAAAGGUUUUCUGAUGAAAACAAACACAAAAUUGAUCAGAUGAGUUACUUGCCUUUUGGUCUGGGGCCCAGAAUGUGUAUCGGGAACCGUUUGGCACUGAUGGAAAUCAAGGCACUAAUGUACAACAUCCUUUUGAAUUUUAAAAUUCUACGAGCAGAGAAGACGUGCAAAAAUUUAAUGGAUUCCCUCGUCGGAUUCACUUUAGUACCAAAAGAACGCUUUUGGAUGAAACUUUUGCCAAGGGACUCUUGAUUCAAACUCUAAUUAUUGUAAACAUAAAAUUAUUUAGGUGAAAUUGUGCUUAUAUAUAGUCACAUAACCAUGCUUCUACUACCAACAACACACACUUACUUACUUAUUCUCUCCUUACUUCUCCUAUUUAUAUUCCCACAUCUCUUCUUCAUGUUUCUUAAUUUGCUCCCUUACUAACUGAUCUUUACUUUAAUGACAUUUUCUAUGUAAAUCAAUUUAUUUCUCUUUGUUACAUAACAACAACAAUUUAUAUUUUGACUCUAUUAUUUUUUAAGUUUAUAUUUGUUAACUUAGUUGUAAGAAUUAUUUAACCUUGGAAUCAGUAAUAAAGCUACCUUUGAAAAGAACGGAUUAUUAUUAUGUACAUGGAAACUGCCAUAUGUAUUGUACUACAGAACCAUA